Protopterus annectens (West African lungfish) is the source of this 1526-nucleotide messenger RNA. It is a transcript of the gene P2RY11, whose product is annotated as purinergic receptor P2Y11. The transcript has 2 exons. The record is from RefSeq and is a predicted model, not a curated record. Gene Ontology annotation, molecular function: G protein-coupled ATP receptor activity; neurotransmitter receptor activity. Gene Ontology annotation, biological process: calcium-mediated signaling; cellular response to ATP; G protein-coupled receptor signaling pathway. Gene Ontology annotation, cellular component: plasma membrane. Bases 540 to 1526 code for a protein of 328 amino acids. NCBI's taxonomy places the organism in Eukaryota, Metazoa, Chordata, Ceratodontiformes, Protopteridae.
AAUUUGACAGUUAUUAGGUCUGUCAGAUAAUUCAUGGGUGUUAACGGACGGUUUUCAAAGUACCUGAAUCAGACCACAAACUUUUGUUCUGUAACGCAAGCUAAGAUGCACAAAUCAAGGUUUACUAGUAGUAAAUCGAAAAUGUACCGUUGCUCGGCUCAGGCAGGACUUCUAAAGAGGAAGCCUCACAAUUACGUACUGAAUUAGAAACGGUUCAAAUCUCCCCUCCCCAAAGCCACGCCUACGUUUAUCUCCUCAUGCAGCUGCAGUAAAUCUUUUCAUUUAUUUGGUUUGCUCUGGAAAGUUGUCUGAUUUCUCUAGCAGCUUACACUCGGAAAGCUUCUGAAGGCCUGCCUACAGCAUUAAGAACUUUGUGUGCCUUUGUUUUUAAAGUGUUCCCUCCACUGCAUGUUACAGUAAAGCCUAUGUUUGGGAUUUUGAUCCUGUGUUUUCUCUGACCUCAUAAAUGGUUAACCUUGGUGGACGUCUCUGAAAACAUUAUUCUUCUGUGAAGGAUUGUUUGAUUCCUACAAGGCAAAAUGAAUGGAAAUGUGUCAAACUGCAGUAGUUCCAAUGUAGUCUUUGCAGUCUUCCAGCAAAGGUAUCUACCGCCUAUGUUCGGCGUUGAAUUUUUGUUGGCUGUAACUUGGAAUAGCUUAGCAAUAUGGUUGUUUUUCACUCGUGAAAAAAACUGGCACUCUGGCAUAAUUUAUUCCUUUAACUUAGCCAUGGCAGAUCUUUUGUAUGCCCUCUCCCUGCCACUGUUGAUUACAUACUAUGCCUGGGUAAAGAACUGGACUUAUGGUAAAGGCCUCUGCAAACUGGAACGAUUCGUGUUCAACAGCAACCUUUAUGGCAGCAUUUUCUUCAUUACCUGCAUCAGCCUCAAUCGUUAUAUUGGAAUAGUGCACCCCUUCUUUGCCCAUAGCAAUAUCGAACCAAAGCAUGCCAAGAUAAUUAGUGUGAUAGUAUGGAUGUUGGUGUUUGUGAUCAACCUGCCUGUUCUGGUGUUCUCCACAAUACAGCCCACUUUGGUUAAUAAUGCUACUCUGACCGAAUGUAUAGGCUCUGCUGUGGACGUUAGACUUAAGGACUACAUCCCAUAUAGCUUGUUUAUGGCUGUCUUUGCCUGUGGGUUGCCAUUUAUAAUAACAUUUUCAUGUUAUGUUGCCAUUGUGUGGACUGUAUACAAAAAUGAAAAUAUUACACUGGCAGAAAAGAAAAAAAUUGGUGCAAUGAUCUUCAUUGUGGUCUCAUUGUAUGCCAUCUCUUAUGUACCUUAUGUAGUCUUAAGGAACAUUAAUCUAUAUAGGAGAACACAGUGUAAUGAUACUGCUGUGAAAGACACUUCUGUCUUUAUUCAUUCUUCCUACCAAGUGACCAAAGGCCUGGUCACACUAAAUAUGUGCAUCCAUCCUUUGUUGUACGCAGCUGUGACAGACAGUAUGAGAACUUUGUGUGCCAAAUGUGUUGGUAAGAAGCCUGUUAGACACUCCGUUAUAGACUCAGUCAAUCAUCCAUUAUGA